GAGAGUGUUGGUUGGGUAAGGGGACAAGACAAUUAAAAAGAUUGACAGGUAGCCUCCUCUGUCAGGGCUGACGCUGCCUGAGAAGGGGAGGAGUAAAAAAAAAAUGUAGCAGGAAAAGCCUCGAUGCGUCUGUCUAUCAGUUGAGACGGUCUGAAAACAGCUUGUGGAUCCAUCGCGUUUCCGUUUUGACUUGUUUUUUUUCCUGCCGGGGAAGGGGGUUCGAACUCGGAUCUGUCCCCCUCCCUCCUUUCUUGUUUAAGAGACAAGCGUGUUACGAGUCCAUGUCGCCAAAGCUUUUUUGGAUGCAUGCGUCUCAAGUGUUCCUUCUCGCCGCAUCAAACAGACCGUGCUCAAGAUGCCGCGAGAUAAUCAAUCCUAAAAGCGUAGGUUUCUGACUUUUAAAAAGGGGUGCACAGAAAGGACUCGUUUCUUAUCUGACUGGACUUAUUUGUUUUGUUUGUUAUUUUUGAGUUUUCUAAAGCGCCGCAAACUAUCGCCCCGCUACAACUCCAAAGAUUUUUUUUUUUUUUUUUCUAAUUCAAGCGGAAGUGAAGUGAAAACUUUGGGCAUUUUGUUGAAAUUAUUUCCACGGGGGGGGAAAUGAAGGAAGAUGAUUUUUGAUGGACACGAAGGUCUCCCGAGCUGCUACGUAAUUUUUCCAACCCUACGUCGCUGGAGCCGAUCCAGCUAUUAAAGUCUAAAAAUAUCAGCCGGUGUAAAGAGAAGACUGACAUUUUCUGCACUGAGAUCAAAACGCGCUCCCCCCCGAAAAGGGAUGAUUUUUCACCACUGACAGACUUCCAGUUCUUUGUCAUUCCUGCAUGAGAAGCACCGUGGAGGUUGACGGUCACUAUGCCGAGGAGAAAGCAGCAAGAGCCGCGGCGAUCAGCAGCGUACAUGCCCGAAGAUGAACUUAAGGCACCUGCUCACGAUGAUGAAGAGCACCUUCAGGAUGAUGGCCUCUCAUUAGAUGGUCAGGACACUGAGUUUCUGGGCAAUGAGGAAGAGGAAGAUGUAGGAGGGCAGCCACCUAGUUACAGAGACUCGCCACUCAGCAAUGGCACCAACCCUGAUGCUGGAUAUGGGUCCCCGCUGAGUGAUGCCAGUGACCGACUUACAGACUUCAAAAGCCCUUCCUCUCGGGAUGGUCAAGAGAAGGAGGGUGCAACUUUGCCCUACACACCAAACAACGGCCUCUCUUUCCAGGAUAGCCUGGCUCAGAUGAAAGCCGUCUAUGCAAACCUCAUAUCAGAUGCCUCUUGGUCCAGCAUUACAAUGGACAUCAUGAAAUCCAAGUCUGCUGCAGCUGGCAGUGUCAGCACUGUCCUCACCAAUUCAGAAGCUGCCUCUACUGCCCCAGUCUCUACAAACACAACAACUACAAACAAGAGCAACGGGAUCAACAUGAUCAACAGUCACCACAAUGGCAGGAGUUCCAGCGCCACUGUCAACCACACCGGCACUACAACUGUUAACACUAAUAGCACAGCAGCUAGCACGGUUAAUAGCCACACUGCAACCAGCAGCAAUGGGAGCAACAGUGCAGGGGCUAAUAACGGUAGUGGCGUGGCCUACGACUGGCACCAGGCAGCACUUGCAAAAACUCUUCAGCAGACUCCCUACCACCUUUUACCAGAGCCUAGCCUUUUUAGCACUGUCCAGCUGUACCGCCAAAACAAUAAGUUGUAUGGCUCCGUAUUCACUGGUGCAAGCAAAUUCCGCUGUAAAGACUGCAGCGGUGCCUAUGAUACAUUAGUGGGGUUGACGGUCCAUAUGAAUGAGACUGGCCACUAUCGAGAUGACAACAAAGACAAAGAGGAAGAUCAUGGAAAGCGCUGGUCUAAACCUCGCAAGCGCUCCCUAAUGGAGAUGGAAGGGAAAGAAGAUGCUCAGAAGGUGCUAAAGUGCAUGUACUGUGGGCACUCAUUUGAAUCACUGCAGGAUCUCAGCGUUCAUAUGAUUAAGACUAAGCAUUACCAGAAAGUGCCUCUCAAAGAACCGGUGCCAGCAUUGGCAACUAAACUCGUACCAACAUCCACUAAAAAACGAGCAAUCCAUGAUGCUAUAAUAUCUCCAUGCUCCCCAGACUCUAUUCAUACUGGUGGUAGUGGUGGAACUGUAUCACUUGGGGAUGCUAGCAAAGAUCCAAAAGCAGCAGCUAACCCUUAUGUAACAGCAAACAACCGCUAUGGCUACCAGAAUGGUGCCAGCUAUACAUGGCAGUUUGAAGCUCGCAAAGCUCAGAUCCUCAAAUGCAUGGAGUGUGGUAGCUCGCAUGAUACGCUACAACAACUUACAGCCCACAUGAUGGUCACGGGUCACUUUUUAAAGGUCACAAAUUCCGCAUCCAAGAAAGGGAAACAACUGGUGUUUGAUCCUGUGGUGGAAGAAAAGAUUCAGUCUAUACCACUACCACCAACCACCAACAAACUGCCUGUUCCUAAUAGUGUCAAGUCUCAGCCUGUGUCCCCUGCCCUUUCGUCUUGCUCAGAGGAAAAGCGGGACGUAAGUGAGGAUGAGAAAGUGGAAAGUGGGGAGCCAAUGGACAGAAAAAUCAAGGAGGAGAAAGAUGACACGGGUGAAAAAGUUGAGGCAGAUGCCACAUCAUAUAAAUAUCUGAGAGAAGAAGAUCUGGAAGAAACUCCUAAAGAAGGUCUAGAUAUACUUAAAUCCCUUGAAAAUACAGUUUUAAGUGCCAUUACCAAGGCCCAGACAGGCACUCCAACAUGGGGUGGAUAUCCUAGCAUUCAUGCGGCUUACCAGCUCCAUGGUGCUUUAAAGAGCUCUGCUACUGUUCUGCCCCCCACAAUCCAGAGUGUCCAGAUGCAACCAAUGUUUAACAGUGGGAUUCGAAACUUUGUGAGUGACCCCAGUUCAGUCAUCCACUCGCCUCGGAGCCCCUCUUCCCCCACUCCCCUAAGAAGUAACGUCACUGCUAUGGAGGAGCUGGUCGAGAAAGUGACGGGUAAAACUGCCACUGUAAAGAAAGAGAAAGAGGAGAAGGUGGUGAGUGUGGAGCGAAGCCGGCCUCCAUCAUUAGUAAAAUCUCCCUCACCGGCCCUGAGAGAGCAGCGAGAUCAACUGGUCUCUCCAAGUGACCUCAUUGGCAGUAAACCAUCUGGUAUGAGGAGUACCAGCCCAGGCAGUGAAGAUUCUGAGUUUAUUUGCAAGAAGGAACCUAAAGAAAGUAUUGUGGAUGUCCAUAAUAACAAUUCAAGGAAUGGCCCCGAAACAUGCCAGUCUCCAGUAACUAACGGCAACAGUCUCGGCAUAAUCACUGAUCACUCACCAGGAAGUCCUUUUAUCAACCCCCUCAGUGCACUCCAGUCAAUCAUGAACACACACCUGGGUAAGGCCUCGAAACCUGUAAGCCCAGCUGCAGACCCACUUUCUAUGCUGUACAAAAUCAGUACCAGCAUGAUGGAUAAACCGGCCUUCAACACACCUACUCAGGGCAAAACCGCUGAGCCCAUCAACCACUAUCCUUUGUAUGAAACCAACGACCAACCCAUGGACUUGAGUAAACACAAGUCUUACACUAACAGUCACAAUAACAACAGCAGUAGUGUGGCGAAAACUCUUGUAAAUGGUAACAAACCUCUCAUUACCCUCGCUGACACAGUUUCUUCCCCCCUGAGAGAAAAUGCUCUAAUGGACAUCUCUGAUAUGGUAAAGAACCUCACCGGGAGACUUACUCCCAAAUCCUCAACUCCUUCUUCUAUCUCAGAAAAGUCAGAUGCUGAUGGCAGCGCAUUUGAAGAUGCUCUGGAGGAUCUCUCCCCAGUGCAGAAGAGAAAAGGGAGACAGUCCAACUGGAAUCCCCAGCACCUCCUUAUCCUGCAGGCACAGUUUGCAUCUAGCUUGCGAGAGACCUCAGAAGGCCGCUAUGCCAUGACCGACCUGGGCCCUCAGGAAAGAGUCCACAUCUGUAAGUUCACAGGCCUCUCAAUGACUACCAUAUCUCACUGGCUAGCUAACGUCAAGUACCAGCUGAGACGGACUGGGGGCACCAAGUUUCUCAAGAACAUGGACUCAUGCCAGCCUGUGUUCCUCUGUGGUGACUGUGCUUCCCAGUUCAGGACUCCCUCCUCCUACAUCAACCACCUUGAGUCUCACCUGGGCUUUAGUUUGAAGGACCUGUCCAAACUGUCAACUGAGCACCUACGGGAGCAGCAGGCUGCCUCAAAGGUGAUCACGGACAAAAUGACAUUCGGCAGUCCUCUGUCAGCCUUGACCACGUCAGAGGACGACAUUGGCUCCGUGUACCAGUGCAGACUUUGCAAUCGGACAUUCGUCAGCAAACACGCAGUCAAGCUGCACCUCAGUAAGACCCACGGGAAGUCUCCCGAGGACCACCUGGUGUUUGUCACAGCUUUGGAGAAACUGGAGAAACUAGACAAAAUGGAAACUGUUUAAGGAGGGUCUCAGUGAUUGACAGCUAUGGAACUGACUAGAAUUUCAUUGCACUAAAACAACAUUGUUCACCGUUACUGCACUGGGCCGAACUGAGCCAACAGAAAAAAAAAAAAAAAAUGAAAUAAGUAAAAAGAAAUGUUCUGUUGUGAUUAAUGCCUGACUGGACCAUGUUGAUUUGUUGUUGUUUUUUGUUUGUUUGUUUUGCCAAACCUUUUUUACACUUAUUUUGUAAUAUAUUUAUAUGCUAUAUGUCCGAUCUGUGCAUGUAUUUUAGUGACGCAAGGUUGAAAUGAUUUUAAUAUUCUCAUCGCAAAAAUACGACUACUGUGUCAAUGGUAAAAGCGAAAAUGCAUUGGAAGUGUGGAAAUUUGUAAAAUACUUGAUAUGAAGAAGAGGAGAAUUAAAUGUAUACACCAAAAUAAUUAAAGAAUACCCCUGAAAGACUGAAGUAGCACCUUAGAUAUUUGAAUUUUUGCAUUUGUAAAAAGUACAUGUCUUGAAAACGUCCUGCAUUUGAGAUUGAUACCUUCCCCCGAUCACAUUGGGUUCCUUUUUGUUGAAAUGUUUUUGAAGAAGAAUGGCUUGCUCAUUAUGUAUAAAAAAAAAAAAAGAUUA
Messenger RNA from Nerophis lumbriciformis (worm pipefish), 5031 nucleotides. RefSeq names its product teashirt zinc finger homeobox 1 (gene tshz1). The record is from RefSeq and is a predicted model, not a curated record. Gene Ontology annotation, molecular function: DNA binding; DNA-binding transcription factor activity, RNA polymerase II-specific. Gene Ontology annotation, cellular component: nucleus. NCBI's taxonomy places the organism in Eukaryota, Metazoa, Chordata, Actinopteri, Syngnathiformes, Syngnathidae. Gene Ontology annotation, biological process: regulation of transcription by RNA polymerase II.